CGGUUGCCACGUCGAGCGGGAGCGAACGCGCUGACCACUUGUAGGAGGCGUAUUCGAAUCCAUCACCGCCGCACGACCGCCGCGCGCUCCUCCCCUCCUCCUCCUCCUCCUCCGCCGCGCGCGGCGCCGCGCCACCCCGCCUCCGAUGGCCGGGCACGAAGAGGAGGUGGCGAUGGAGGUGGAGGCCGUGCAGUCCGUCUACGGCGGCGAUUGCGCCGUCGUCGACCAGUAUCCUCCCCGGCUCCACGUCCGCAUCGUGCCCCGCACCGCCGACGUCUCCUCUCAGCAGUUUGUGGAAGCGGUCAUCGGAAUAAGCGCAGGCCCACAGUAUCCGGAUGUCCCGCCUGGUGUUGAACUUAUAGAAUCGAAGGGUCUUGAUGAUAUAAGGCAGAAAUAUCUUUUGGAUUGCAUAUUGAACAAAGCUCGUCAACUUUCCUCGUGUUCAAUGCUAGUAGCACUUUGUGAGGAAGCAGUGGAACUCCUCUCUAAGAUGAACCACCCAGAGGGUGACUGUCCACUGUGUUUGUAUCCUCUGGUUCCUGAAGAUACAGAACACCUAGAUUUGGCAUUUAUGAAGCUGAUGUCUUGUUUCCAUUGCUUUCACAGUGAGUGCAUUAUUAGGUGGUGGAACUGGCUUCAAAAUGAGAAACAAACAAAAGUUGGUGAGAUGGGAAAUGAAAAAGGGUUAGAAAGCCAGGGAAACUGUCCAGUUUGCAGGAAAGUUUUUCAGGCCAAGGAUUUGGAACAUGUACUUAAGUUAAUCAGCUCAUUUUCCUCCAAAUCGAGUUUUGAAGGAGAUGUCCCUGAAGAGAAUGGGGAGCUUCUCUGGUCAGAUUCCGAAAAUAGUAGAAGGCAGAGACUUGAGACCAUUAUGAAAGUGCAGCAAGAAAUUAAUGGCUUAAUUGAACCCAAGAAGGACUUGGUUGUGUUGCCGGGCAUGUACAUAACCCCGACAAUUACCUCAUCGACAUCUGGUACGACGAAUGACAAUAUCGAGGAACAACAACCAAGGGACGAAGCUGUCUCUUUGGAAACAGAUUCUAGUAAUGCCUUAAGGCAGCAAAAAGGCAAGGCAGUUGCUUCUGUCCGUAACUCCAUUGGAUCCUCAAACACACGAGGCACCAUUGAGCAUAGGAACUCAGGUACGAGGAAAAACAGUGCGAGGAAUGCUAGAAAGCCAGGCAAACACUGGGUUAGGAAAGAUGAUACACCUAGGGGUUAAUUUAUUGUAGUUGUUGAUGACUGGAUAGAAGUACGAAAGGCACAAAUGUCAGGUAUGAGUUUUUGUCACGCCCUUUUGGAUAUACUCCGCGCACUCUCCAUGAAGGGAGUGCAUACAGGAUAUUUUUUAUUGUCUGUGCCUGCAGUCCCAUCUGGACAUUUGAAUCGCGGUCUCAACUGGGGACCGAAUCAUCUGAUACAAAAUAAUGCAGAUGUGGGGAUCUGCCGAAAUGUGUGCAUCAGUCGGACUGUGCGGAUCCUUGUAGUAAGAUGGAGGGAGUGAAUUUGCAGUGCGCCCCCAUCGGAGGUCCCUGGCCAAUAGCUUUUGUGGAAGGCAUGAUUGAUUUGCUGGAAUAAAAGUGCAACAUUCGGGAAA
Syzygium oleosum is the source of this 1597-nucleotide messenger RNA. RefSeq lists its product as uncharacterized. Gene Ontology annotation, molecular function: protein binding; ubiquitin protein ligase activity. The transcript is spliced from 7 exons. Gene Ontology annotation, cellular component: nucleus. The record is from RefSeq and is a predicted model, not a curated record. Gene Ontology annotation, biological process: protein ubiquitination. The coding region runs from base 146 to 1222 and encodes 358 amino acids. Lineage: Eukaryota; Viridiplantae; Streptophyta; Magnoliopsida; Myrtales; Myrtaceae.